AUACUUAGAUGACCUCUACACUGUCCACUGCUGCAAAGGUUUAGCGUUGGAGAUGUUGGAAACCCUGGCUGAGGAUUUAAACUUCCGGUAUGUUGUGUACUUUGUCAACGACACCAACUACGGAACUCUGGUCAACAACAACUGGACGGGCAUGGUGGGAGACGUGAUCAGCGGGGCCGCGGACAUCAUCGCUGGAGCCAUCAGCGUCACCUCGGAGAGGAUGAAAGUCAUGGAUUUUACUGAGCCUUUUUUGCAAAAUAAACUAUCCCUUGUGUCUGCCGAAGGAGGCAGUAACGUGUCCAUCUGGGCCUUCUUGAGUCCAUUCUCUGGUCAGGUAUGGCUUUGCAUUUUCCUAAGCUCCAUCGUCGCGGGCGUGGCCACGUCGUUCUUGGAGUGGCACAGUCCGUUUGGUCUCAACCCCAAAGGAAGGAAACGGACGAAGAAUUACGGGCUGGGAUCUGGUUUGCUGAUGGUCAUGGUGCUUCUAACCGGGCAUACCAUUAAUGUUAAGGCACCGAAGAGCUGGCCAGGGAAAGUGAUCCAGAACGUUUGGGCAGGCCUAGCAAUAUUUAUUAUGACUAGCUACACAGCCAACCUGGCCGCUCAUCUGGCUGGACAGUCGGCAGUGACGUCGGUGAAAAGUGUUUAUGAUUCUGAUCUGAUGGCCAAGCGAGUGGCUGUGAUUCCCUCCAGCGCCGUGGAGUCGUUUGUGGAGAAGACAAACCCAAAACUUUCCAAGCGAGCCAAGAUGAGCUACGUAGACUCUACGAUUACAGCCAUCAAUAUGUUGAG
Candidula unifasciata is the source of this 792-nucleotide messenger RNA. The record is from the annotation of a GenBank genome assembly. NCBI's taxonomy places the organism in Eukaryota, Metazoa, Mollusca, Gastropoda, Stylommatophora, Geomitridae.